AUGGCUGCGCCAGAGGAGUCGCUGAGGAAGCGGAAAACCGGGGACUUGGACCCCGGGCCCGGGUCGCUGCCCGCGCCGGAGCGCGAUCCCGUGGGCUGCCCGGCCCGCCUCUGCGUGGGCACCUUCUGGCUGACCAGGAUCGUGCUCCUGAAGGCCCUAGCUUUUAUUUACUUCGUGGCAUUCUUGGUGGCCUUCCAUCAGAACAAGCAGCUGAUUGGAGACACAGGGCUGCUGCCUUGCAGAGCGUACCUGAGGAGCAUCCAGAAGUACUUUCAGGGGAGGGUGGGCUGGGAUGCCCUGGCCUAUGCCCCGACUGUCAUCUGGCUGAUGGACUGGUCAGACAUGAACUCCAACCUGGACUUCCUUGCUCUGCUUGGACUGGGCAUCUCAUCCUUCAUCCUGAUAACUGGCUGUGCCAACAUGGUCCUCAUGGCUGCUCUCUGGGUCCUCUACAUGUCCCUGGUCAACGUCGGACAGGUCUGGACAAAAGAUAUAUAUUCCUUUGACACCAGAGAGCACAGCCCAUUGUCAUCAGGGGAUUCCAGAGGAGCAACAGCUAAAACUGAAGGUGCGAGGACAAGGGAGCAUGGAGCAUGGCUGGGCCUGGAGCCCGGCUGUGAGCAGCUGUGA
Cynocephalus volans (Philippine flying lemur) is the source of this 630-nucleotide messenger RNA. Its product is annotated as lipase maturation factor 1-like. NCBI's taxonomy places the organism in Eukaryota, Metazoa, Chordata, Mammalia, Dermoptera, Cynocephalidae. Gene Ontology annotation, cellular component: endoplasmic reticulum membrane. The record is from RefSeq and is a predicted model, not a curated record. Bases 1 to 630 code for a protein of 209 amino acids. Gene Ontology annotation, biological process: protein maturation. The transcript is spliced from 3 exons.